AUGAGAGCUGCAGCGCACAGCAACUCUCCUACACCAAAUGGAGUCCUGUAUCAAAGUAUCGAAAUAGCCCACCGAGGUCUUCUCGCUGCCGGCGGCAAUCCCAAGAAGCGCGGAAGAGCGACACGCCCAGAUGGAGAUGGAGAUGAGAGGAAAAAGAAUGGCCGGAGAUUGGGAGGCGUCGAGGUCGAGAUGCAGCCCGAGGCAUCUCACCAGCAAUUUCCAGGCACGGCUUGUACGGCUUCUGCGAGUACUUGGUACAGUGCAGGCGCAGCGCAUCGCAUGCCACGUAUCAUGCAUCAACACCAAUGCUGCAGCUACAGCGGUAGUACGUCUAUUAACAGAGCCAUCCAGUGUCAAUACGACGCCAGAACCAAGAGGGUGGAAAGGGCAGCCAAAGUGGUUGGAUGCUGCGUAUUGGGUGCUGGGUGCUGCUAAUGCAAGAAAUAUCACCUAG
This is a messenger RNA of Hymenoscyphus albidus, 454 nucleotides long. Lineage: Eukaryota; Fungi; Ascomycota; Leotiomycetes; Helotiales; Helotiaceae. The record is from the annotation of a GenBank genome assembly.